GCGUCGUUCGAGAGAAGGUAUCUAUCUUCCCGUAGUUGGGACAAGACUGUUUUCUGUUUGAAGGACUUGUAAUUAACUAAAUCUUAAGAUUUACAACGGGUCCUCAGGCUAGCUGAACGUGCACUGCCGAAACGCGUCGGCAUCUGGCGAUCAUCUUACCUGGCGAAUAAGGUCUUUGUUAAACAAACGUUCAUCCCUUGACCGCGGCUACGUUGGCGACUGGUUGUCGCCUCGAUCCCAAGCUCAUUGUCACGGGUCCCAAAUAAGUACACUCAGGUUGACUGACAAUUGUUUAAUUACGGCUACGGUAGAAUCUAAAUUACAUUAUUAAGGGAUUUUCCCAAGGUUCCAAAGGAAGGCUCCGGUGUUCCUUCAUCUCCGACAUAUAUUUGACUUCUAAGAAACUUCUUUAAUCAUAUUUUUAGACCUGAUAAGUUCUUCCCACUUUUAAUUAUUUUAUGUUAAAAUAUGCUGUUGUGUUUAUGUUAAAAUAUGAAUCUUCAUAAGAUAAUUUACAGAAAUAUAUUUAUUAUAUCCUUUGCUUCUGACCUGUAAGCGAUAUAGUAAUUUAUGCAACGAAUUUUACAAAGACAACGCACGAUGUACGACAGCGUGUUAUAUGCACGAAGGAUUGCGACCAAUACUUCGAACACAACACCCAUUUGCAAUCUACGAGGACAUCACGUGUGACACAACGGGUUCAGUUUAUAUCUGGAAGAGCCACGAACUCGAACCACCCUUGAUACCCGUGGAACCCGGUUCCAGCGUAUCCGGUUACGAGAUUCCAGACUGCACGUGCCUAUUGUCGUCUGGUGCUUCACCUGACACGUGGCAAUUUUCAAUUCCCCAGUUCGUACGAUGUGGACUGCUUGACUUUUUCAUGAGAUACUUGACAGAGGAGGCAUUGUAUAUAAUACCUUGGCAUUAUAAGGAAGGAGAAGUGAUAGGCAAAAUAUGCGAAGAGAGUUAUGAAAAAGUUCAAAAGAUAUGUGACAAAGACAAGGUAUAUGAAAAUGAAAGGAGUAAAGUACAAAAAAGUAAAAUACGAAGUAAAACACAGGACUUUCUUAUUGAAGAGACAAGAGGAAGGGGCGAUGAUUGUGCAUUCGCAGGUUGGUUCCAGUUUCUGAGAUAUUCGGGAAACACUGUUGGUACUACUGUAGUGAAUUUUGUCUACAAUUGUGCGUCCAUGACAGCAUAUGCGUUAGUAUUACGGCCAGUCUUACGGCGGAAACCAAAGCCGAGUGGGGAUUAUAUGAAUAGGAAAGAGUUCUACAACAUAUUAAAAAAUCAUCGAAAUCAGUGAGGAUGCUCUGUGAUAAAAUCGAGUUCUCGAACAUCGAGGGUGGUUCGGUACUGGAGUCGGGAUAUAAAAGCGAAGGUGCAGUUUCUAGAUCCGAAAGAGUGGGUCAAGUGAUAUCGACCAUGCAGAAGCAGUAGAGAUAUAGGAAGAUUCGGUUUCGCGAUUCAUUCUGGGAGUAUCUUUGUUUAGCCUGAAGAGCCAACUGCUAUAUUUGCUCUUUGUCGUACUAUAGCGUGUCGUCUACCAGUCGAGACAGACCAACUAUAUUUGUCUAUGCUUUCUGUUGACCUAUAGCAAACGUGGCAGCGACGCAAUUCGUUGCUCAACCAUUAAUAGCUUUUUCCGUAUUCAGCCUUUUUCAUCUUUGACGUCAGCAUUGGCCAUGUCUUGCCGGAUGAACUUGCACGAAGAAUGCAUUUUAUUUAAGACGACGAAUGAUCUGUCUCGAGUACACGAGUCAUGCGAAAGUCGUACACGAAUCAGAACACAAAUCUAGAAUGUGAGAAAUAAUUUAUGCUCGUUAAUUAUCUAGAUACCGUUUCAAUUUAUAAACGGAUUCUGGUUUUACCAUAUAAUCAGCGACUGAUUCGUUCAUUUACGUUUCUUAAUUACUUGCCCAAAUCCGUGAUAAAUUAAUCAUGCGAAUGGGAAAUUUCUGUGAAAAUUUCGUGAGUAAAAUUCUUUAAACGAAUGUUUGGUCCCCAUAUAGUACAUCAAAGUUUUGUGAAAGAUUUCUAGUAAUGAUAGUAAUUGAGUUUUAACAAUAAUUUUUGAAACACUUAACGGUUUUAAGAUAAACAAGUUUUUAAACAAAAAAUGUUUUUACAUUCUAAUAAAAUUAUUUAUUCAAUGAAGAGCACGUAAAUAGUCUUCCUAAAAAAAUGUUAUAGAAAGUAUUGUGAAUUAUAAAAUGUAUAAAUGUAACUUCUAGGGAAAUAGCAUAAAAUUACUCUAUUUAGGAACAAUUACGCUAUAUUAGACAAUAACUCGAUGGAAUUUGUUAUAUUACUCUGUUUGUAGCCUUUCAAGGUGUUUAUAAAAGUCUCACAAUACAAAAGAAUUUCAAAUAUAGUACAGAUGUACGCAUUAUCUUCUUUUUCAAAUGAAAUCAUGAAAAAUAUUGAUUUUGUUAAGCGUUUCAUAUACGAGCAUUACGUCUGUCAGUACUUAUUUAUUUCCAAUCGUGAUACACAGCUAGGUAUCAACAUAAGUCAUAAAGAUUAUAAUACUAAAAGCAAAUAUCGCUCUAGUAGUAACAUUAAGAAAAGCGAGACAAAACAUAAGCUCUAUAAAUCUUAUCGAAACCAUCCUCUUUACUAAAAUUCCAUCCUUUUUUUAAUAUAAUUGUGUAUACUACUAUAUAUAAUGAUAAUACUAUACAUAGCAUACGUUAUUCAUUCAUUGUUAUGCACAACA
This is a messenger RNA of Bombus pyrosoma, 2719 nucleotides long. RefSeq lists its product as uncharacterized. The record is from RefSeq and is a predicted model, not a curated record. The transcript has 4 exons. NCBI's taxonomy places the organism in Eukaryota, Metazoa, Arthropoda, Insecta, Hymenoptera, Apidae. Bases 620 to 1306 code for a protein of 228 amino acids.